Molecule: messenger RNA, 2527 nt
Organism: Cladophialophora immunda
Lineage: Eukaryota; Fungi; Ascomycota; Eurotiomycetes; Chaetothyriales; Herpotrichiellaceae
Exons: 2
Coding region: 1697-2029 (110 amino acids)
Cellular component (GO): mitochondrion
Source: RefSeq, a predicted model, not a curated record
UCUACGAUCCCUCAAAACAUCAGCCGUUAUUCCCACAGCCAACAGCCUAGGCGAAUGCCCAUCGGGUCCAGGGAGCCCACGGCAGCCCAUGAGACGCUAAGCUGAUAUCAAGACAGCAACGCGUCCCAUCAUCACAAUAGAAACCUAUCGCAUUACUUCGCGUUUCCUCCAAACCACCGCGACAUUCUCGCCCCUCCUCAGUACCUACUACACGCUCCCUAUUCUACGCUCGGUAUCACUUCCAGAACGUUCUCCAUGUCUCAAAUCUCGAUACCCUACUUCUUUUUCUCUGAAAGUACGUACAGUCGGGGCUGGAAGACUCUCAGUCCAUUCCAUCAACGCCGAUUGACAGGAUUCAUUCAACGGCGAAAAACAUUUCAGCGCUUCCCCGGUGGGAUCAGAAAUGUCAUUGAUACUCGCUCGCGAGCACAUCCGCACACAUUUUGAGGAGGUGGUAAUCACAAAGUCGCUGCUCCCCAGACAAAGAUUAGGCGAACACGAGAAGAGAAGGGAAUAUACUCAAUACCAUAUUUGACUUCUACUGGAAGCAAGGCGUAUACACAAGAUCGCCCGCAGCGGCUCGGCUUUAUGCAGUUCGAGGACUGGGAUCGCGAAGCAACGUACGACAACGUGCCUCCCUGUCUACAUUACUCCAUUGAGUGGAAAGUCAUGGUCAAAAAGAAGGCGAUUAUCACGGACACGGAACAAGAUGUGGUACUCAGUCCUGCCGUGUACUGGGAGAAGUGCCUGCAACCGCGUCUGGAGGAGCGACUCUCGAAAAAAGGGUUCCCUCCCGGAGCGUUCGAGUUGAAGAGAUCGAAGUUAUCGUGUCCGUGACUGGGCGAACAGGGCGUCCGCUCACACGGCAGUUUGACGAUUUGCAAGUUGAAUGGUCGGUUGUGGAGACACAGCUAACAGAAUGGAGUGAGCUUUUUCAGAAGGGGAGGAAGCUCCUCGUGAAAAUUCGCAUUCGAUAUGUAGAGGUUAACACAUCGAUUUCGACCAAUGGUCAAGCGACCAAAACCACGAAAGUUGGGAGGACUGCCACGCAAUACAUGCUGGCCGACCGUGCCGCUCAAAUUGACGCCGAGGAAACCACAGCCGGCCAGCCCUCUGCUUGGCGACAUGUCUAUGCCUUAAUGCGUUGUCCGGGACCACCCUGUGUCCCACAAGCCCUGGUGUUGGCACGACACCGAAACUCAGAAAAGGUACAGAUUGAAAGGGCACCAUCUGCGAACUCUCGUCAGGUUACGACUGGAAGGAUGAUCAAACCAACGAGAUCCGAAGCGAGUAUAUUAUAAUGGAGCAUUCCCCCGGCGUUUUGCUGCAUUCUGUAUGGGCCGGGAUGGCUAUUGACCAGUGAGUUCAAUGUAUCGAGAACAUUUGUCAACUGCUAGGCUGGAUCGAUGACAUCCAUUUUCCAGCCUAUGGAAGUUUGUACACAACAGAUCAGCAGCUCGAGUCCGCAAUAACAUUACAGGAGGAUGAUCGAUUUUGUGUAGGACCACACGUUGCAACCCGAUAUUGGGAUUGCAACGUCAGAGAUCGUCGAUAUUACGACCGGUAGCCACCAAAUAGAGGCCCAUGGACGGGCCUAUCGACUUGGAGUGAUGGACUGAUCGAUGCCGGCAUCUCGAGAGUUCCACCACAAGACAAAGACCACGAGUUUCGACCGUCUUACUUCGGCACUCCUAGCAUGCAUCUUCAACUGCUUCAAGAAGGACGUCUACUCUUGGAUACAAUGUCGAAAGACCCGAGGACUCGCGCCGUCGCAAACCCGACGUUGUUUCAUCCAGAUUUGAACAUGCGGAAUGUCUUCGUUGACAGUGACAACCCCACCAAAGCCGCAAGCUUCAUUGACUGGCAGUCGGCAAGUCUCGAUCCGGCAUUCUGGGUCUCCGCCAUAAGGCCUGAUUUUGCUUCUCUACCAGAUCAGCCUGAUGACUCGACGAAUGAUGGUAUCAUAGUAUGCGCCAGAGCCUUCGACCUCUGCAUAGGGUCGUAUCUUCCACAGUUGGCUCGCGCGUAGUCCCUUGAUUCACGCCUUGUCCGCCCUUUCCAAUACCCACAUCGGACAUGGAACGAUGGUGUCGUUGCUUUUCGGCAUGACCUGGUUAUGACUUCAAAAGAGUGGGAGAGUUUAGGGUUUGAAGGGACAUGUCCCAUUAAUUGCGAUGCCGGACUCCGAAAAGUUUUCUGCUCAUGAACGCGAGUUAUCGAUACUUUAUUGCUGCCCUAAAAUUACAGCAACAGGUGGCAGACUAUCUCAACAUCUCAUCCGACGGCUGGAUACCUGAGGAGGCUUGGACUGCGGUACAGUUGCAGCAUCAGUAACUCUAUUCUAAUGUAGUGCAAGCCAUAACGAGUGCCGAGGAUUCCGACGACGACGAACCUAUCAAAAGCGAAAAGGAGUUGAAAGCGAUCUGGCCGUUCGAUUUAUGAACUCGUACUAUCCACACAGCGAGAAACUUUUAUGUUGAAAUAGCUACGCUCAUACCAUCCAGCAGUUGCAUGUUGCAUCAGUGGU